Gastrolobium bilobum is the source of this 951-nucleotide messenger RNA. RefSeq names its product lysine-rich arabinogalactan protein 18-like. The transcript has 2 exons. Gene Ontology annotation, cellular component: plasma membrane. The record is from RefSeq and is a predicted model, not a curated record. Bases 4 to 708 code for a protein of 234 amino acids. Lineage: Eukaryota; Viridiplantae; Streptophyta; Magnoliopsida; Fabales; Fabaceae.
AAAAUGGAUCGUAACAGCGUGCUCUCUCUCGCAUUGAUCUGCAUUGUGGUCGCCGGCGUCGGAGGCCAGUCACCGGCUGCUUCCCCGUCUAACUCACCGGCAACUCCAGCUGCAGCCACUCCAGUUUCAUCACCGGUCCAAGCCCCUUCCAAACCAACAUCACCAGCUCCUGUUGCUUCUCCCAAAUCAGCUCCUCCAGCUUCAUCUCCGACCAAAGCUGCAGCGCCUGCUCCGGCGACGACAACACCUCCUACAUCUUCUCCACCGGCGGCGACACCUCCUGCAUCGUCUCCACCGGCGGCGACACCAGUGAGCUCCCCACCAGCAAAAGUUCCGGUCAGUUCUCCACCUGCUCCUGUUCCAGUGAGCUCACCCCCAGCGAAAUCUCCCCCUGCACCUGCGCCAACAACUGUUCCGGCGAGUUCUCCUCCCGCACCCGUGGCGGCGCCAACCACCCCUGAGGCUCCAGCUCCGGCUCCGAGCAAAUCAAAGAAGACGAAGAAGGGUAAGAAACCGGGUGCACCAGCACCAUCACCAUUGCUAGGUCCUCCAGCACCACCAACAGGAGCUCCUGGACCCAGCGAAGAUGCAUCUUCACCUGGUCCAGCAUCUUCUUCAAACGAUGAGAGUGGAGCUGAGACUAUCAGGUGCUUGAAGAUGCUGGGAUCUUUAGCUUUGGGCUGUGUUAGCCUUGUUUUGUUCCUCUAGAGAGACAGACUUCGUUGCUGUUAUUAUAUUCUUGUAUUAUUUCUUCUUUCUUAUUCUUCUUUGGCCCUGUUAUGGGUACCCAUUACAUUAAUUUACAUUGUUACCUUCAGACUACAAUUAUUUAUUAAUGUUUUUAUUAUUACCCUUUACCAGUGUUUGGUCUUUUUCGUUCGAUUUGGUUUUACAUUACUCGUUGUGACUGCUAGAAGUGUACACAGGGAACACCGGUACAUCCAUUUGUUC